Molecule: messenger RNA, 2423 nt
Organism: Anastrepha obliqua
Lineage: Eukaryota; Metazoa; Arthropoda; Insecta; Diptera; Tephritidae
Exons: 7
Coding region: 1-2409 (802 amino acids)
Source: RefSeq, a predicted model, not a curated record
AUGACAACACCUGAGAUUGUUGUCAAAACGGAAGUGGAUUUUGAUUUCAUAGCCAAUUAUACCGGAGAUAAUGACACGCAGAAUUCGCAAAGUUCACAAAGUGGUAGGUGUAAUUCCAAGGCGGCUUGCAACAUCGGCGUACAACAUAGUGGUGCACAGCUGGAAGCAGCACGGCAACACCAUGGCGACCAAGAAAUGCAAAUCGAUGGUGAUAAAGAUGAUGCGAAACUGAUAAAAUUGUUGAAAGAGUUCGAUUUGGAGAUAUUAUAUACAACGCUGAAGUUGAACGAUGUCACCUUUCGCAGCCUAAAAUAUCUCGCUGUUGACGACAUUAAUACCGCCUUACGGCAUGUAGGCUAUCGUGCCGAGUUCCGUGAAAAGCUUUUUGCCUGGCGGAAAGAAAAGUUCCCGACUUCAGACAACAGCAGCGCACAGUUAGUGGCCUCCCAGCAGCAGAUUACAGCGAUAAAUGUGCCAAAUAAAACAACACCCACUUCCGUUGUAGCACCAGCAAUUUCUAUACAAUCACUACAACAACAACUACUAACGCCGAGCAGCUUGCAAACAAUCAUAACCAAUCCCACAAACAACAAUGCCAUACCAACACUCACCGUUACACCCACCAACGCUGUCGCCUCAACGGUUACUGCAGGAAUGACAACCACAGCAACAACAGGUUCAGCAACCAUUAUCAAACGCAACACAGCACAAGCUGAGGAUUUUCUGAGCCUGUUGCCAGGCGUAAGUGGCACGACAGCUCGUAUGACCAAUAAUAUGCCAGCUGUUGUAUUAGAGCCGAACUUAGAUUUGCGCAGCGCAUUCAGUUUCAUGCCACAAACUGCCAAACUGUCACCUAAACGACGCUCAAUGGCAACGGCAACGGGAUCGACAGCAACAGCAACACCACCAAUAGCGACUGCAACAGCAAUGGCGGCAAGAGCUUCUACAAAAACCAUAAAUGCCGAGCAGCAUUUGAUGUUGGAGGCGCAUGCCAGCGUUGACGGUGGAAGCGGUGGUAGCAAUCGCAAUGGUAGUGGAAGUGGCGGCAACAGUAGUAGCAAUAACGAGGUGGACGGUUGCAGAGGCGGAUUCAGCGACAAUGGUUAUGCGCCAAAGGGACCAUUGAUUAUGAAUUGCGCCAAAGUGGAUACAGUUAAGGUGUUGCAAAGCUCCCAUAUCGGCCAACGCAUUAAGCAGUUUUACAACAAAAAUGGCUAUCUUGAGAAUCACCAACGCAAUGAAAUUGUACGUCUCAUUGUCUCCGAUGUGAUGCGUCAGGGCGAGUCCCUGAGCCCGAAAGACUUGCGCGCGAUUUUGAGUGACAUCAUAAACCUAUUCCCCAAUGAGCAGGCAGCAGCGGAUUACUACUUUAUUUAUCGAGGCGGCAAAGGCAACCCGCUGGGCCGUCUCUACCAACGAUACUCCAAUGAGAAUGUUAAGCGUCGGCGUAUGAUACGUCUCAGCGAUGAUGAGGAUUGUACCUACGAUGUAGACAUGACACACCAGAUGAGCACCAACAGCAACUUAAUGGACGAUGAUGAUACCAUGUCAACGUAUCCACAAGAUUUGCCAGGACAAGUGCCACGCGUCGACGAGAUGACCGCGCUCGCACUGAAGCAACUGCUGACUACGGAUCAUUUUAGUUGGGAAGAGGUGUGCGAUAAGUGGAUACAAACUUGGGCACUGCGGCAGAAGGAAAUGCAGCAGAGUGGUUUGGCAGAGCUGCUGUCCAACUGGUCAAAGUUGGCAGAUCCGCGUGCAGCAGAGCUGUAUAAAAUCGACUUUCGCCAUGUUUACCCGGACAAAGAAAAUCUAUUGGUAGCUAAAUGGGACGAGUAUAUGAAGAAGGUGACACAGCAAUUCGACAAGAAACUCAACCAGGAUGAUAUUAAAAAGUUGUACAAGUAUUGUAAAAUGGGCAUGGCCAGCAAAGAUGAGAAAGAUUUCAUCUACGCCGUUGGUCUCACUGCACUAUUACCCUGUACCAGUCGUUUCAAGGAUAACUAUGGUAAACUGAGCAUACGCGCCAAUUUGACUGACAGCAUCGAUUCGUUUGUGAUGCGUCUCAAUACACUUGAGUCUUAUGAAUCUCGUUUGGAUAUGUACAACCGUAAAUAUGGACCUGUCAACAGGACCAUCCAUCCCUUCUUGGUCGUCAUCAUGCCCAACGAAUGCACCAUUUCGAAAAUUUACGUGGCAUUGGAAAAUCACUUCUACUGCAUGCAAUCUUUCUUGCAAGCACUCGAUUUAUGUUAUAAAAUUUAUCACACUUGUGGUUUAAAGUAUCCAACGAUGUGCGAGAAUGUGUGGACAUUCAUACAACGGUACUUUUAUGACAUGACUGUCCCAUGGGAGGCGAGAAAUGCGAAUUUGGUCUCAUUGAUGGUGUCGCUGACCAUGCGAAAUUGAGUUCUGGGCAUGGA